Juglans regia (Persian walnut) is the source of this 3679-nucleotide messenger RNA. RefSeq names its product disease resistance protein RPV1-like. Bases 62 to 3433 code for a protein of 1123 amino acids. The record is from RefSeq and is a predicted model, not a curated record. NCBI's taxonomy places the organism in Eukaryota, Viridiplantae, Streptophyta, Magnoliopsida, Fagales, Juglandaceae. The transcript is spliced from 5 exons. Gene Ontology annotation, molecular function: ATP hydrolysis activity; ADP binding; protein binding. Gene Ontology annotation, biological process: defense response; signal transduction.
ACAGGGUUCGUGAUCUCUUUUUCCACUCUAAGCUUGAUCCGAUCAAAGCAUCUCCUUUUUCAUGGAUGCUCAAACCCUUCCAUCCUCUUCCAAACCUAGAUGGAGUUACGACGUCUUUUUGAGUUUCAGAGGUGAAGACACCCGCAAGAAAUUUACCGAUCACCUCUACACAGCCUUGAAGCAAGCCGGAGUUCACACUUUUCGAGAUGACGAAGAGCUUCCAAGGGGAGAGCUUAUCUCUACCGAACUGAACAACGCGAUUCGAGCAUCCAGAAUUGCAAUUGUGGUUUUCUCUAAAGACUAUGCUUCUUCUAGUUGGUGCCUUGACGAGCUCGUGGAGAUUCUGCACUGCAAAAAGACCGUGGGUCAGAUAUUUUUUCCGAUAUUUUAUGAUGUGAACCCUUCUGAUGUUCGAAAACAGAUCGGGACUUUUGCCGGAGCAUUCGUUAAGCAUGAAGAACGGUUUCGGGCUGAGAUGGAAAGGGUUAAAAAGUGGAGGGCAGCUCUUAUUGAAGCUGCAAGUUUUUCCGGCUGGGAUCUCCGGGACGUUGCAAAUGGGUAUGAAUCAAAGUUCGUCAAGAAAAUCCUGGAAGAAGUUUUGCGCAAAGUGAAAAAAGUUCCAUUGCAUGUUGCCGCACACCCAGUGGGAAUAGGCUCUCGUGUUGAACAAAUAAAAGAUUUAUUGAAUCUUAGAACAAAUGAUGUUCGCAUUGUGGGCAUAUUUGGUAUGGGAGGAAUAGGUAAAACAACAAUAGCAAAAGCUGUCUAUAAUGAACUAUGUCUUGAAUUUGAAGGAAGCAGUUUUCUUUUGAACAUCAAAGAAAUUUCAGAGAAACCCGAUGGCUUAGUACGUUUACAGGAACAGCUACUCUCUGAUGUAUUGAAGACGAAGAAUUUGAAGAUUUCCAAUGUUGAUGGAGGAAUAAGUUUGAUUAAGGAAAGAUUUCGCCGCAAAAGAGUUCUUAUUGUUCUUGAUGAUGUGGAUCACUUGAAGCAACUUAAUUCGUUAGCCGGAGAGAUCGAAUGGUUUGGUCCAGGAAGUAGAGUUAUUGCAACAACUAGGGAUGAACACGUGCUAACUCUACUAGGAGUAAAUGAAAGAUAUAUGGUUGAGGAAUUGAAUAACGAGGAGUCCCUUCAACUUUUUAGUUGGCAUGCAUUUAGGAUGGCUAAUCCAGCAGAAGAGUAUCUAAAGCUUUCGACUGAUGUAGUGGGUUAUGUUGGAGGACUUCCAUUAGCUCUUGAAGUUUUGGGUUCCUCUCUAUUAAAAAGAAGCAUUAUUGAAUGGAAAAGCACAUUAGAAAAAUUACAAAAAGUUCCUGACAAACAGAUUCAGGGGAAGCUUAGAAUAAGUUUUGAUUCGCUAGAUGUUAUGGAGAAAGACAUAUUCCUUGAUAUCGCAUGUUUCUUUAUUGGUACAGACAAAGAAUAUGUCAACAGAGUACUUGAUGGCUGUUGUUUCUUUCCAGAUAUUGGUAUAAGUAUUCUCAUUCAAAGAUCUCUCCUGACAGUUAAUGAAAGAAAUGAAUUGAGAAUGCACGAUCUGAUUCGUGACAUGGGAAGAGAGAUUGUUCGUGAAGAGUCGCCCAAUGAUCUAGGCGAACGUAAUAGAUUAUGGUUUCAUGAGGAUGUCUUAAAUGUGCUUCGCAAACAUACGGGAUCAAAAGCAGUGCAGGGUCUCGUCUUAAAUAUGCCAACACUAGAAGAUGUACAUUUGGAAACCGAAGCAUUUAAAGAGAUGAAGAAUUUGAGAUUACUCCAGAUCGAUGGUGUAUAUCUCAAAGGAUGUUAUGAACUUCUUCCCAAUGAGCUCAAAUGGCUUUGUUGGCAUAAGUGUCCUCUGCAGUUUUUACCACCCAAUUUCCAACUCGAGAGCCUUGCUGUCCUUGACAUGCAGCAUAGUAAUGUCAAACAAGUUUGGAGGGAGAUCAAAAUAUUCAACAAGUUGAAAGUCUUAAAUAUGAGCAAUUCCAUAUAUCUCACCAAAUCACCGAACUUCUUGCGAGUACCUCUAUUGGAGAUAAUGAUACUUGAAGGUUGUACUAGUUUGACUGAGAUUCACGAGUCUAUUGGACAUCUGAAAAGCCUUGUUUUGCUUAAUUUGAAAGGAUGCAAGAAUCUGAGGAAUCUUCCCAGAAGCAUUUCUAACUCAAAAUCUCUUGAAACUCUCAACUUGUCUGGCUGUUCAAAACUUACGAUGCUACCAGAGGAUUUCGGGUAUAUGAUGGCUCUGAGGGAGUUGCGUGCAGAUAAAACUGCAAUUAAGCGACUCCCAUCCUCCUUUGGGCGUUUGACAAAUCUCCAAACUCUAACAUUAUCUGGAUCCAAAGGACAUGCCUCGGAAUCUUGGAUCUCACGAAUAUUAUCUGGGAUAUUACCAAGUUCGAACCCCACGAACUUGCUACCAGCUUCAAUUUCUGGAUUAUGUUCAUUGAGAGAAUUGGAUCUCAGUGACUGCAGUUUACGUGAAGACGGGAUUCCCAUUGAUUUUGGGAGUUUAUCUUCACUUGAAGAGUUGGAUUUAUCAGGAAACAGUUUUUUAAAGCUACCUCCCUGCAUGAGUCGCCUUCCUAAGUUAGCUAAACUUCGUUUGAAUGACUGUACAACUCUUCAAUCGAUUUCAGAACUUCCCACAAGUGUAACCGAGUUGAAAGCAGCUCGCUGCACAUCAUUGGAAAGAGUCUCAAAUCUGUACAACCUGAAACGGUGGUCGUCGAUUAGCCUAUCUGAGUGCAACAAACUGGUUGAGAUUCAAGGUUUGGAGAAGCUACAAUUUGCAAUCACUCACACGGACGAGGGCUACAAUGUGUCAUAUUUUUUCUCUAAAAAUAUUUUCCAGUCCUCAAACUUGCAGAGCCAGUGCGGUUAUCCAUUUCACCCUGGUCGCGAGGUUCCAGAUCGGUUCAGCCAUAAGAGAGUUGGGUCUUCGAUAUCUUGUCAUGCACCUCCACUUUCAGAGGGUAAAGUCGUGGGGGUGGAUGUUUGCGCUGUUUUUGCACCCAAGAAAGAAACCACGGCUGAGCCCGUGGUACGCUCUAUUGAAAUUAAGAGCCGCUUUUUUACCAACCAAUCACAUUGGUUUGAUGAAUUCCGGGAGGGAACAACCUUUCUGACCUCCAUACCCAUGUCAAAUUUCAAAGCUGGGAUAGCAAGUGGAAAGGAAAUAAAUGUGUCCUUCGACUUUGGAGAAGCCUUUGAAGUGAAGACGUGUGGAAUAUAUUUAAGAUUAAUUGAGGAGGCAGAGCCAGAUGUUAUAGAUGAAGAUGAACAGGGAAGUUUGGUCGAAGACGUCGAUUUUGUUACUUGUGCCGAUACUGCAAUGGAUAUGGUGUAUAUGAAGAGGGGUCGUGAUGAGCAUGAGGCAGGAUCAAGCAAUGACUGGUCUAUUCAAGAAAGUUGCCCUAAAAGGUCGAGGAUGGAUGCCGAAGCAUAGGAAUGAAAGUCCUUUAUGAUGAAGAUGAUGAUAUAUACAUAAAUAUUUAUGUAUGUAUCAUCUGGCCCAGAAGGUCUGCAACUAAGUUCAGGCCCUUCAGCUUUUGAAAUUUGAUUCUUUUCCCAUUGUCUUUUAACUGUGAUUUUUCCAAUAAUGGUUGUACAAGUAGUGUUGGUUUUAUUUAAUUCCGACUCUUCGAGUGAGGAGAUGAGACGAUAAUGCGAUGAGUAAUAUCCACUUUAUUCA